Messenger RNA from Batrachochytrium dendrobatidis JAM81, 585 nucleotides. RefSeq lists its product as uncharacterized. Gene Ontology annotation, molecular function: protein-N-terminal asparagine amidohydrolase activity; protein-N-terminal glutamine amidohydrolase activity. Bases 1 to 585 code for a protein of 194 amino acids. Lineage: Eukaryota; Fungi; Chytridiomycota; Chytridiomycetes; Rhizophydiales. The record is from RefSeq and is a predicted model, not a curated record. The transcript has 5 exons. Gene Ontology annotation, cellular component: nucleus; cytosol.
AUGACAUCACUAGAUAAACCUUUUGCCUUUAACAAGGAUGACUGUUCAUGGUACACUCCGUUUUAUUGUGAAGAAAAUAUAUAUCGUCUUGGUUGUGCCUUGAAACAGCUCGAGCCAAGUGCUAAUUUCGAAAUCGUCUUUAUAUCCAACGAGCAUAAAAAGAUUCCUUUGUGGGCUCAAAAAAAUGGAUCUAGCGACGACUCCAUACCAGUGAUUUGGGACUAUCAUGUCAUACUGUUUCAAUCGACAGAAUCAGCAGUCACUUGUGUGUACGAUCUGGAUACAGUUUUACCUUUUCCAGUAAGCUUUUCAGAAUACAUGCUCAAGGCAUUGAAACCCUCUAUUAUAAAAACACUACCAAAGCAGUAUCAUAGAUUAUUUCGUGUGAUUCCAGGUCAUAGUUUUUUAACCCAUUUCGCAUCAGAUAGAAGCCAUAUGUUCAAAGACAAGGCCUGGAUAGCCGAACCACCCAAAACAUCCUGUAUUGCAACCCAAGGUGCCUUGGUGGUCAUACUAUUGAUAGUGUUGGUGAUUUAUUUAAAUUGGAUGGUAUAUGCUGACCUUGCCUUUUUAAAAUCCCGCUAG